Molecule: messenger RNA, 2382 nt
Organism: Condylostylus longicornis
Lineage: Eukaryota; Metazoa; Arthropoda; Insecta; Diptera; Dolichopodidae
Exons: 6
Coding region: 1081-2382 (433 amino acids)
Molecular function (GO): peptide hormone binding; signaling receptor activity
Source: RefSeq, a predicted model, not a curated record
AAUUAAUUUUCGUUAAUUAUUUUUGGAUUCACAUAGAAUCUCUAAUAUAGAUCAGUGCUUUUAUAUUGAAUAGAUGUAAUAAUUAUGGCAUAAUAAUAAAAUUGCCAGGAAGUGAAAAUAAAAUAAAUUAAUUUUAGAAAUAAAGAGGAAAUUAGAAUAUUUUAGAAGAAAAAUUUUUUUGUGCUCAUAUAAAAGAUUAAAAUUAUUUAUUAAAUAGUGAAGAAGGCAUUGUGCAUAUAAGCGAAUGAUUUCAAGACCAGUGUAAGGUAAAAGGCAAAACUUAAAGACAAAACUGGAAAUUUAAAAUUCAAUUUAGUUUUUGUUCACAUAUGAAGGCAUAAUCUUAUUAAACGUAAAAUUGUUUAAAAAAUAUCAAGGCAGUUGCGAGUGGAAGUUUAAAAAUUUUAAAUAAAAAUUUGUGCCCCAGAAACAAAAGCCAAUAAAAAGAAUAAUAACAAAAUUAAAAAUUAAAUAAUUACUAAGAGAGAUCGUAAAUAAUUGCCAAAUUAAAUUAAAAUAGAAGUGUGUGCAUUAAACAAUAAAUUUUUUGGGGCAAGACAAGAAUUUUUAAAUUAUACGAGUAAUCGUACAACAUUAACUUGCCAUUAAUUGUAUAUGGAUUAAAUUUAUUGCAGCUUUCAAAGAUACGAUUAUAUACGAGCAUAUCUGAAUUUAUUGAUGAACAAUUUGUCAAGUCAGCAUCAACAAACCAAAAUUUCUUUGAAUGUAAUAAUUGAAGUAACAAUAAUAAACUUGUGCUUGUAUACACAAAAUUAACGCCACCUAGACACUUCUCUCUUCAACAAAUCUGUGAUUCUUCUCUUUGCGAAAGUAUAAAUACAAAUGUUUUGUAUGCAUAUGUCAACUUCAGGAAAAACUUAAGUGAAACAAAAAGAAAGGAAAAAUGAACAAAAAUGAUUUCCAAAAAUUCUAAAAAAUCAUAAGAAUUGAAAAUCUGGUCAAGAAAAAUUUAAAAUCAAAAUUAAAAGAGAGUAAGAGAGCAACAACCAAAAAAAGCAUCAAUAACAGUGAAAAUUCAUUCAUUUCAUUAAUUGAUUUGAUUUUCUUGUUACGGCAGCAAUGAAAAUUACAUGUCAGCAAUUCUUCGAAAACCAUCAUCUUUCAACUAUUACAAAAUCAAUUUUAUAUCAACUAAGAAAAAUAACACUAUCAUCGCCAUCACUUCAAGGAAUUCUAACGCAUAAGAAUCCUAGUAGUAAAAAUAAUAACAAUAAGUGUUGUAACAAAAGAAAUGUUAAUAAUGAUGGUAAUAAGAGUAAUGUUAAAAUUAAUAUCCUUGAAAGAAGAUUUACGAUUAAUAAAAUAUUUCAAAUAAUUAUUAUUAAAACAAUUCCAUUUUUAUUAUUAUUAUCAAAUAAAUCAUCAUCAAUAACGCAAGAACAGUUAAUGAUUAUAUCAAAGAAAACAGCGAAAAAUAAUCGAAAAUCAUCAAUAUGUCUACAGAGGUCAUCAGGAUCAAGUUUUACAACAAUAAUAUUGAAAAUAUUGAGUAUUUUGAAAAAUUUCUCUUUCAUCAAAACAUUAUUUAUGCUCUUAUUCAUUUUAACUAUAAGCGAUCGAUGUGAUGCUGGUUGUCGUGGAGAGCCCCCAGAAGAUUGUGAAUCAAUUUGUACAUCAAAUCCAUAUACAGAUCCAAAUGCUAAUUGUACUUUAACAGCAUUAGUUUUAGCACCAAAUAGUACAUUCUAUGAGGCGUCAUUAACUAAGAUACACCCUAUUUUAAAAAUUGCUGAAGAACGUGUUAAAUCAUUAAAAUUGUUACCACCACAAAUUAAAUUUUCAUGGAUUUUAAGAGAUGAUAAAUGUGAUGCUGGUUAUGCAUUAAUCGGUGCAAUGGAUGGUAUUGCAAAAAAUUGUUCUCACGUUAUUUUUGGUCCAGCAUGUGAUUAUCCAUUGGCAUCCGUUGGUCGAGUAGCAAAGUAUUUCCAUUCAGAAGGAACACCAAUACUAUCAGUGGGCGGAUUUACAUAUGAUUUUCAAGAGAAAAAAACAAGUUGCAAGGAUGAAUUUUAUAUGCUUAUUAGAACUGGAAUUGUAAGUUUUCAAUCAAUAUCGGAAUUGAUAGUUUCCAUUAUGAAAAAUUACAGCUGGAAUCAUACAUUGCUGUUAUAUAAACGAGAUGGUCAAAGAAAUGUUGCCGGCUUACAUACAUGUCAGUUAAUGAUGAAAACAUUAGUUGAAGUCUACAAACAUUUAAAUGUUACAUAUUCUCCAUUUGAUUUAGAUUCCGGAACAAAAAAUUUAACAGAAGAUUUACAAAGUGAAAUUGGAACAAGACAUGCAAGUCUUUGCCCAAAUACAAUUGAUUUCGUUUUUAGUCCCAAUAUAUUAAAUAUUUUUCAUCCUUCUGUUAUAACUUGA